Molecule: messenger RNA, 925 nt
Organism: Sitodiplosis mosellana (orange wheat blossom midge)
Lineage: Eukaryota; Metazoa; Arthropoda; Insecta; Diptera; Cecidomyiidae
Product: glutathione S-transferase 1-like
Exons: 5
Coding region: 147-809 (220 amino acids)
Biological process (GO): glutathione metabolic process
Molecular function (GO): glutathione transferase activity
Source: RefSeq, a predicted model, not a curated record
AGUGUGUAUGUAUGUAUGUAUGUUACUUCACGUACAAACGAAAUCUUGUUUUGAGUUGGUCCAGUGUCGCUCCGUGACUAGAAUUUCAGUCAAUUUUAUACGUCGCUCUCUUGUAGCUCGCCGGAAAGAAAACAAUUAAUUAAACUAUGUCACCGCUUGUAUUAUAUUACUUUGCUCCAAGUGCACCUUGCCGUAUUGCGCUAAGCACCAUCAGAUGUUUGGACUUGGAUGUUGAGCUUCGUAUCGUUGAUCUAUUUAAAAAAGAGCAACUCCAAGAAGAAUUUGUGAAAUUAAAUCCGCAACACACGGUACCAACGCUGGUCGACGAUGGGUUUGUUUUGAUUGAAUCGCGAGCCAUUGCCAUUUAUUUGAUUGAAAAGAACUUCCAAAGUGGGCAUUCAUUGUAUCCCAAAGAUGCAAAGGAACGAGCAUUGAUCAAUCAAAAAUUGCAAUUCGAUUGUGGUACUCUUUAUCCACGGAUUCGUGCGGUGUGUUUGCCCAUUUUAUUUGGUGGACAAACGAAAAUCUCCGACGAUAAUCGUCAAAAACUGUUUGAUGCCGUUGAAUUUUUAAAUACAUUCCUCGAGGGCAAGACAUAUGUGGCUGGCAGUGAACAACCAACCAUUGCUGACUUAUCCAUUUUCACUUCGAUAGCCAAUAUUGUCGAACUUGGUGCUGACUUAAGCAAGUAUCCGAAUGUUGUUAGCUGGUAUGAAACGUGCAAACAAUUGCCAGGCAGUGCCGAGAAUGUUGUUGGUGCUAAAGAGUUUGCUGGUAAAAUUACGAGUCUAUGGCAGGAUAAGCUUUAAAAAUUCCUGAUAGAGUAAAAAAAAAUGUUUCACGGUGAUCAACUUUCAAUUAGAACAUUUAUUUCAAUACAAAGACAUCGUUUAGGUUGUAUUCAAUGAAUUGAUACAAUUUUCCU